GGGAGACAUGUAAUAGUAAGGCGGCUUAUAUUCAGGUGAAGGUGGGGGAGGGCUCUUAUAGUAGUAGGGUGGCAGGGGAGAUGGUGAUGGUGGGGGUGGGGAUUUAUAGUAGUAGGGUGGUGUGUAGACUGGUGAAGGUGGGGGAGGGCUCUUGUAGUAGUAAGGUGGUGGUGGAGAUGGAGAUGGUGGUGGAGGAGACUUGUAGUAAUAUGGUGGUUUAUACUCAGGUGAAGGUGGAGGAGGGCUCUUGUAGUAGUAUGGUGGAUAGUAAGGCUUUGGUGAAGGUGGUGGUGGGGACUGGUAGUAAUAAGGCUUUGGAGAUGGUGGUGGUGGAGACUUGUAGUAGUAAGGUGUUGGUGCCGGAGACUUCACUGGUGGUGGUGGGGACUGGUAGUAGUAAGGCUUUGGUGAGGGUGGUGGUGGAGACUUAUAGUAGUAAGGUGUUGGUGCCGGAGACUUCACUGGUGGUGGUGGGGACUGGUAGUAGUAAGGCUUUGGAGAGGGUGGUGGUGGGGAAUGAUAGUAGUAAGGCUUUGGUGAAGGUGGUGGUGGAGAUUUAUAGUAGUAAGGCUCUGGUGCUGGAGACUUCACCGGUGGUGGUGGAGAAUGGUAAUAGUAUGGUGGAGGAGGAGAUGGUGAAGGAGGUGGAGGGGAGUGGUAGUAGUAAGGCUUUGGUGAUGGUGGUGGUGGAGACUUAUAAUAGUAAGGCUCUGGUGCUGGAGACUUCACUGGUGGUGGUGGAGAAUGGUAGUAGUAUGGUGGUGGAGGAGAUGGUGAAGGAGGUGGAGGUGGAGUGGUAAUAGUAAGGCUUUGGUGAAGGUGGUGGUGGAGAUUUAUAGUAGUAAGGUUCUGGUGCUGGAGACUUCACUGGUGGUGGAGGAGAAUGUAGUAGUAUGGUGGAG
This is a messenger RNA of Neltuma alba, 902 nucleotides long. RefSeq lists its product as uncharacterized. NCBI's taxonomy places the organism in Eukaryota, Viridiplantae, Streptophyta, Magnoliopsida, Fabales, Fabaceae. The transcript is spliced from 3 exons. Bases 81 to 800 code for a protein of 239 amino acids. The record is from RefSeq and is a predicted model, not a curated record.